CUAACUCUUCUACGUCUAUGCUUCAGUUUCCGGUCGGUCGGUCAAAGUAUGCAGUGCUGACCUGCUUCUAAAGUCAAACAUCUGAACAAACAGCUGGAGUUUUUCCCACAAUGACAGCGCGGAAUAUAGCCCGAUUUUGGGAAUGGGGACGAAAGAUCAUUUGCGUCGGAAGAAACUACGCGGACCACGCAAAAGAGCUGAAAAAUGCCAUCCCUACGGAGCCUGUCGUGUUCCUGAAGCCUCCAAGUGCAUAUCUGAGAGAGGGCUCCCCGAUCCUGGUGCCUCUGUACAGCAACGACCUGCACCACGAGGUGGAGUUAGGGGUGGUGAUCGGAAAAGGUGGCACAGCCAUCCCGCAGUCCACCGCCAUGGAGCAUGUAGCUGGCUACGCCUUAUGCUUGGACAUGACAGCCCGGGACAUUCAGGAAGAAUGCAAGUCCAAAGGUCUUCCCUGGACCAUGGCCAAGGGCUUCAACACCUCCUGUCCUGUCAGCGACUUCAUCCCCAAAGAGCGCAUCCCUGACCCGGGGAACGUCCAGCUCUGGCUGAAGGUGAACGGCAAGGUGCGGCAGAGCGGCAGCACCUCGCAGAUGAUCUUCUCCGUCCCUUAUCUCAUCAGCUACAUCAGCGACUUCAUCAGUCUAGAGGAGGGGGACCUCAUUCUGACCGGGACUCCUAAAGGGGUCUCUGCCGUGCAGGAGCACGAUGAGCUGCAGGCUGGCAUCCAGGACAUACUUACUAUGAACUUCAAAGUGGAGAGACCAGACCAUUAGGAGAAGAAACGGCAGGGAAACAAUCCCCAGCAGGUGGCAGCACUGAGCCACCAACUGUGUAGUUUAAUCAUUUCUAUUAAUCUAGAUUUGAUUAAUUUAUAUUGUCCUUAAACCAAAUCAGAAUCAAAUUCAUAAACACCUGUCUCAGUUGACAGUUGUUAAAGUGCUCUCUAUAUAUUUAAAAAUUAAUUAUAUACACAAUUAAUAAUACUUUUCACUCAUUUUUAUGUCUUUUGUUCUU
Cyprinodon tularosa is the source of this 1014-nucleotide messenger RNA. RefSeq names its product fumarylacetoacetate hydrolase domain containing 1 (gene fahd1). NCBI's taxonomy places the organism in Eukaryota, Metazoa, Chordata, Actinopteri, Cyprinodontiformes, Cyprinodontidae. Gene Ontology annotation, cellular component: mitochondrion. The record is from RefSeq and is a predicted model, not a curated record. The coding region runs from base 111 to 773 and encodes 220 amino acids. Gene Ontology annotation, molecular function: acetylpyruvate hydrolase activity. The transcript has a single exon.